CCCAGGCUGCAUCACUGCACAUAACGCUCUGCGCGCUCCCUGCUCAGCUCCUCUCUUCUCUCUGACACCGGGAGGCUGUGGAGAGAACAUCAACUGCGACAAUAACAACAACAACAACAAGGACACCAGCAGCACGGGAAGAGUGAAACAGGAGCAGCACUGGCCAUGAAGGGACGACAAAGACACGCAGAAACCCCUGAAGAGGAAACCACAGAGGACACGGCAGCAGCUAUGAGCAACACAGACCCACACCCUGAUCUCCACCCACCAGAUGCUUCUUCUUCUUCAUCAUCAUCUUCUCCGCCUCUUCCCCCCUUAGCCAUGCCCCCAUCUACAUCCUCCUCUGCUCUCCUGGCGUUGGCCUCCCCAGCCACCAGGCGCUCCAUCUCCAUGGGAGACUUCCGAAGGGUAACCGGGGCCCUGCAGGCAGGGUCCGAACCCCCAUCCACCUCCGCUACAGCCCCUUCCUCCAAGCUUGUCACCCCCAGCUCCAGCAUGGAAUUUGAGGCGGCCCGUCGUCGCCUCCUGGAGGUAGAGGAGCGCCAGCGUGUCAUCCACGAGAUGGAGCGGCGACUUGAGGAGCUGAGGGAGGUGUUUGUGCGCUCUGAGCAGGAGGUGGUGGUUCACGGGGAGCUGGUGUCCCGCAUCUCCGGGGCGGCCCAGCAGGGGGAGCUGUAUGUGGCAGAGAACAGCCAGCGACUUAAGAAAGGCCUGAGGUUCAAGAAACACCGGCCCACCAUUGUCUUCUCCUCCAUGCUUGGACUGCGCACGUGCCUCCCAUGGCCGGUGAAGCUCAAAUAAGACAGCAGAGGAAUGCAUUUCCACAGUGAUUUUUCCAACCAUUGCUUUACUGACACGCUUUACAUAUAAUGGGAGGAUAGAGCUCUUACUUUAGCAAUCACUCAUUGACAUGGCUGCUGUCCAGUUUCCACCUAUCUGCUCUUGUAUCCUGAGGCUGGUCCUCGGGGUCUUUAGAGUGCCUACUACAAUCACAACUGCUAGUAAGGAUCUGCCUGGUCAGCACAAAGACUCUAAUGGUGCAUCUCUGAGGAAAUUUUAGUUAGCAAACAUGUAUAAGAUGUCAUUAUGUCUUCAGUGUAUUCACCGAUACUCUGCUGCUUGCAGUUUUCUGUGUGUUUAGAGACCUGUGUGAAUAGGAGAGAUCCAUAAUUGAUGUAAGAACUGCUAUAUAAGGUUGCUGGAUGUUUUUUUUUUAUGUGAGUGGUGACAGUUUUUUUAACCAGAUUAUGCGGGAGGAGGGUGAAAGAUUGGCUGGUGAGGUAACGUGGUAAGAGAUUUUCUCUACACCUCUUGACUUAUGCAGAGAAGCACGAAACGCCUGGGAGGAUUACAUAACACUGACUGAUUCACAGGAGGAAGAGGAAGAGAGCGAGUGGGAGAGGAUGAAAAAAGAGGAAAAGAAAGAGAGGAAAGCACUGAACAAUGUGCCUCUCCAACCUGUUAAGACAGGAGCGAAGGCCAGCGGAGGAGACAGACAUGAUGGGGACGGCUGCAUUAUUAUGCAAAACCAAUAGGACAGAGAGAGGGCAAACACAUGAAAAGAUAGAAAGUCAGAAAGUGGGAGAAUACACAGAGGGGAAUUUAGGUGAAAUAUAUUGUUUAUGUGCCUUGGCUUCUCCGAGAACACUUGUCCACCCCGAAACACCCCAUGUUUUUGGCAGCGUGAGCCGGAUCUUCCUGGGUAGUUGUUACACAUUCCAAGCGAAGGACAAGAAAAACAAAGGGGGAGAGAGAAAGAAGGUGAGGGGUUCAUUGCUGGACGAUUCCACCUGUGGCCUCUUUUCAUUCAGUCACCUAGCAACCACUCUCCCGAUCCCCCUUUCUCUUCCAGAACCUUCAGAAUGUAUCCAGCAGAGCACUGUAACCACAGCACGACCGCAAAGUCUCCUGUACGCUCUGGAGGGUCUAGGAGCAACUUGGAUUUGUGCUGCAUUUACUUAAAAAUGAAUUCAAACUGGUUGUGUAGUAGAACAAUAUCACUGAUAGAAGCUUGCUGUUGACCCUGCUCAUUUAUGCGAUGCUUGGGGCUUUUGCACUUAGGUUAAGCCUUGCAUGCAUCAGCAAGGGAAGAAAAGGGAAGGACUACUGUUAGCGCCUCUUCAUCCAUUCGACCCUCCCUCGCUUCAGUAGAGUGUGUGUGUGCGUAGAAAGCACAGUCAGUACACAGUGGGGUGUCUAUUUUUGGCAAUCGAAGGUUAUGGCAGGGAGGUAGGCAUUCAAUCACAGCACAGCAUCGGUUGGAAAAGGCGUGCAUGGAAAUGUGAGUGCACUUUGGUAUCUAUCUGUGUGUGCUGCUUUCCAUGAGGACUGAAAGCAAGGUGCUCAGUUGUCAUCAAUGGCCUCACUGACGACUGUCUAGCUUUCCAUAAAUCAAUUUUUUUUUUUCUAAAUCAUCAGGUAGACAUAUAUUCCAAGUUUAAUGGCUUCUAAGCGGCAAAGGUUUGCAUGCUUGGAACCCAUCACUGCAUCAUUUGAGAUGUGCCCGGAAAGCCAAUAUAAGGAUUCGUCUCUGUCAUCUCAAGCGAAAUAGAAAUUGAUGUUUUGCUCUGAGACUGCGCUGCCUGUGUCAGGGAGCCUAUAGGCAAAGUAAGAGGUGACUUGAUGCAUGUGAAAUGAGAUGGUAAAGUAACAUGAUAGGGGUAAAUGCACGAGGUAGCUGAUGUAGGCUGCUGCGAAUCAAAUAGGUAGAUGCUCCCAGUUAGCUCUGGUUAUUUUUGCUUAUAAGUAAGUAUAAGGGCUUAAAGGGUAAUUUUUCUAAGCUUGUUGGGGAUACAGUUCACAUAUCAGACAGCGAUAGAUUUAGUUUCAAGUGUUAAGUCGGAUGACAUGCUCAGUUUAGUUCAGGGACCUUCAGCGUAGGUUUUACAGCGUAUGACACAAGACUUCAGAUAGCCAGAUGACCUUAUGAUUGAAUGUUGACUAACUCUUUAUAUAAGCAUUCAAUAUGGCCAUAGGAACUACUGCUUGCCAUCUGUGUGCAUAUCUAUACCAAACCAUAGUCAGCUGAGACAGUUGCUAACAGAAUACCUGUACUGAGUAAAGAGGUCUAGUUGGCCUUAAACAUGUAUUCAUGGUCCUAUGUAUAUAGCUAUUGUUAUAACCUAAUAUACUGUUGGCCUAUACGACACUUUUUCAUAAUGCCUUAUGCAAUGUUCGUGCAUUGGCAAUGAUGAUAAUGAUGGUGAUGAUGAUGAUGAUGUAAACUGGUAAACUCAUGACCAUCAUAGACCUCAUCCAGAAACAUUAUUAUCUGGGCUGGAAAAAAAAUAUUAUAAUAAUUGUGCACUGUUGUGGAACUGCACCUUUUUGUGUUUUUCUAUGAAUGAAGAAGAAGACUACAUUUCCCAAAGAUCUCUGGGCCCACUUGCAGAACGAAUGUAAUGUUUAUUGUGAAGUGUUUCUGUUUUUUUUUUUUUUUUUUUUUUUUUUCCUGAUCACUGAAUACACAGUGUAGUCUCAUCUACAUUGUUUGAACCUGUGGUUGGAAUAAAAUAAAAUAAAAAAAAAAAUCCCUUUAUAAAAUACGCAACAUAACCAUAGAAGAACACAGUCUACAAUCUGUGAAUAUGAAAUCCUCUUGUAUUCAUUUGCCGGUCCUUGUAAUUACAUUUAAGGGUCAAAUGAAUUCAACCGAUGACAGACAAAUGACUUGUGCUACAAGAGAUUUCAGUCCUCAAUUCCAAACCAAUAAAUGUGUUAUUGGGGGAUUAUAGCGGACUGGACAAGGCAAAUAAAAAAAAAAAAAAAAAAAAAAAAAAAAAAACUUGCAACCCUUUAUGGACACAAAUGCUGGCCAACCACAGGUCCAAAACAGCUUGUUCCUUUAUCCUUUAAAAAUCUUAAUAUAUUGUAUUUGUUUAUUUGUGAUGUGUGGUAUGGUAGAGUAACAUUCAUUUUCUGCUGGAAUAAGCACAGAAUCUUUUUUAUAUCAAGUGUUUAUCUUUAUUUUGAGGUAAAUCUUUAACACUAAAAAUGUUUUGUUGACCAAGACUUAUAGUAUUGUACUUUAAGUAUGAAUGUUAAGAAACUAUUUUAUUCAAAACUUGCAUAACAAUGAGAGCAGGUUUGGAGUCAGUUUGCUUUCCAUUCAAAAAGUAUCUUGAAACUAAUAAUUACCUAGCUGUAAUUCUAGAUAAUUUCUUCCAAAGUGGAUAUGAGGUCCUGUUCAUAGAAAAGAAUAUGAACUUGAACUGAAGUGGAUAUCAAAUUGCCCCCAAUCCUGCAUGAGAUACUAACAUUGCUUCUUAAAAGGCUUCUGCUUUCUGCUGUGCAGUGAAAGAAUGAAUGUUUGCUUAGGUUUAUGUGCAAAGACUUAUUUAAAACUUAUUUAAGUAAUUCUCUUAAUGGUAUCAUUUACUUGAGUGCAGCACUAAAGUGUACAAGACUAGUAAAUAUUUGAGGAUUGGUUUCAAUUUAAUAAUUUAGCAGGUUUUGUAAGAUAGGCAGAAUUAUUAGAAUAAACAGAGCACUGCCUGAAAUGGUA
This is a messenger RNA of Myripristis murdjan (pinecone soldierfish), 4504 nucleotides long. RefSeq lists its product as uncharacterized. NCBI's taxonomy places the organism in Eukaryota, Metazoa, Chordata, Actinopteri, Holocentriformes, Holocentridae. Bases 166 to 801 code for a protein of 211 amino acids. The transcript is spliced from 2 exons. Gene Ontology annotation, biological process: regulation of cell population proliferation. Gene Ontology annotation, molecular function: DNA binding. Gene Ontology annotation, cellular component: nucleus. The record is from RefSeq and is a predicted model, not a curated record.